Messenger RNA from Lottia gigantea (owl limpet), 593 nucleotides. RefSeq lists its product as hypothetical. Bases 83 to 421 code for a protein of 112 amino acids. NCBI's taxonomy places the organism in Eukaryota, Metazoa, Mollusca, Gastropoda, Lottiidae. The record is from RefSeq and is a predicted model, not a curated record. Gene Ontology annotation, biological process: mitochondrial translation. Gene Ontology annotation, cellular component: mitochondrial ribosome. The transcript is spliced from 3 exons. Gene Ontology annotation, molecular function: structural constituent of ribosome.
CGUACUUCCGUUAAAAACAAGCACUGUUCACUAAAAAAAAGGUCAAAACAACGCAAAGUCAAGAGAUCAAGUGGUCGUCAGUAUGCAGUUAACACGGUUGUUGUGCUAUUACCAGCACAGGAUGAAAGUCCCGGGUCUCUUAUAUGCAGGUAAAAAUAAAUUGGUGAAACCUGUCACUGUUGAGAAGAAGAGACAAGCAUUAAAUCAAUUACUUUUACAGAAACAAAAUCAUGAUAUUCUGAGCAGACCAUAUUUAUCAAAGGAAGUGUCAUCUGGUCAUACUAAAAAUUCGGGUCAAAAACUGAGAAGAUUUGAGGAAAUCAUUGCUAAGAGGAAACAUAAAAUGUUACCCCAUUGUUCAUAUGAGACUGAAAUAAGAAGAAGUUUAGAGCUGAGAAAAGGCUGGGGAUCUAUUAAGUGAUUUUGGAAAUGAUACUAAUUUUUUUUAUUUACAUAGAAACAAUGACAUAAUGUAUGCAAAUCAGUUUUAUAGUUGUUUCAUUUGGAAAACAACUUUGAGUGUAUGAAAAUAGCUCUUUGAAAUGGAGCAUAAAGUGUGUUAGCCUAUUAAAAGAUGUCGCUUAUAUGAGCUG